UACAGCGCCAAAACAACAUGUCAAAACCAUAUGCAAUUUUACCUUCUUUUUACCUUCUUACCUACCCGAUCUGACAAAGCGGGAGAUGGAUUUUCUCGAAUCUUCAUUCUUUGCAAAGUUUGAUCGAUGCCUCCCAUCACUAGCAGAAGUGAGAGCCUUAUCACACGACUUUUCUACGGCACGCCAGCCAAAACCCGUGGUCUUUGAGCAACUCAACCUCCUUGUCAAGUCUGGCCGCACGGUUCCUGUCGCAGAAGCUCAGUGUCUUUGGAUGCUGAGACGGGUGUUCGGUGACAGUGUUCCAGUACCUGAAGUCUACGGAUGGCGAAUUGAGAACAACUAUGUCUUCAUUUACAUGGAGCUCAUUCAUGGCCGGACGUUGCACGAAUGCUGGGAUGAUUUAGAUAGCAUGGAGAAAACAGUACUCUGCGAUCAGUUAUGUGAGAUUGUCAGUCGUUUUCGCCAACUCAGCUACCAACCCUCGGACAAGUACAUUGGAUCCGUCAGUCGGCAGCGUGUUCACGACUGUGUCUUCGAAGCACAGACGGAAGCGGGGCCAUUCCCAAAGAUCAGAGAGUUCAUUGAUUGGUUUUCAGGGUUGCCCCAGGCGCGACUCCCCAUCUCAGAGAGAUAUGAAGAUCCUUAUAGAGGAUAUUUACCAGACGAUGGUGUGAUCACAUUUACUCAUGGUGUCCUCCACCGGUCCGCCUCGCAUUCUUGCCAUUGUCGAUUGGGCGCAAUCCGGAUGGCGCCCCGACUACUGGGAAUAUUGCAAAGCGAUCUAUACCUGCUGUUAUGAGGACGAAUAGCGCCGAGAUUAGAUUGAUAAGUUUCUUCAUCCGCGAUUUCAGGAGCUUCUGGUGUUUUCAGAAUACACGAUGUCAAUCGGCGCUAUUUGAGCAAUGCGGUUUCCUGCGAAGAACGGCAAAAAUUGCAGCUUGAGGGAUGGGGGCGAGAAUCAAGAUAAAUACAUGAAAGAACAGCAUAAUCGCUCAGUGGCUAGGACUUGAAUCGAUAUAUA
Molecule: messenger RNA, 1021 nt
Organism: Aspergillus ibericus CBS 121593
Lineage: Eukaryota; Fungi; Ascomycota; Eurotiomycetes; Eurotiales; Aspergillaceae
Exons: 2
Coding region: 86-799 (237 amino acids)
Source: RefSeq, a predicted model, not a curated record